AUAAUAACAGCCAGUGAGGUGCGUCUGUGCGCUUCUGUGUAGUGUUAAUCAUUUGUUGUGCCUCGAAUUUUGAAUAAUUAUUGUAGAAGAAUGUAUUUACAUUUAAAUUUAAUCGCGGCUGCGUGCGAGGGCAUGGGAAUCGGUAUAAAUGGGGCCUUACCGUGGAAACUUAAAACUGAAAUGGCAUUUUUUACAGCCAUGACUACGGAAACAAAAAACAAAAAUAAAAAGAACGUUGUUCUGAUGGGACGAAGGACGUGGGAAUGUAUUCCAAACAAAUUUAGACCGUUGAAGAAUCGAAUAAACAUGGUUCUAACGUCACAGUCUUUGAAUUACGGAGGCCAAGCACUCGUAUGCAAAAGCAUUCCGCACGCUCUCGAAAUUAUUUCGCAACCUCCGUUGAAAGAUCAGGUUGAAAAUAUAUGGGUGAUAGGAGGGAGUUCCGUGUACAAGGCUGCUAUGGAGUCCCCUAAUUUUCACCGGUUGUAUUUGACGAGAGUAAAAAAACAUUUUGUUUGCGACACUUUUUUCCCGCAGAUUCCAAAUAAUUUCGUUUUGAAACAAGAUGAAAACAUUCCUUCGGGCGUUCAAGAGGAAAACGGUAUACAGUUCGUAUACGAAGUAUACGAAAAACAAUAAAUAAUAUAAAUAAUAUAAAAAGUACACUUAAUGUUACAAUAUGAUA
Colletes gigas is the source of this 685-nucleotide messenger RNA. RefSeq names its product dihydrofolate reductase (gene Dhfr). The record is from RefSeq and is a predicted model, not a curated record. Gene Ontology annotation, biological process: folic acid metabolic process; dihydrofolate metabolic process; tetrahydrofolate biosynthetic process. Gene Ontology annotation, cellular component: mitochondrion. The transcript has 5 exons. Gene Ontology annotation, molecular function: dihydrofolate reductase activity; NADP binding. The coding region runs from base 91 to 639 and encodes 182 amino acids. NCBI's taxonomy places the organism in Eukaryota, Metazoa, Arthropoda, Insecta, Hymenoptera, Colletidae.